AUGACAUCACUCCCCCCCUCCACACGUCCCCCACGCCCCCCGGCCCAAACGCCUCUUGCGCGACGGUCCCUAACGGCCGCGGGCCGUACCAUCCCACGACCCGGAGGGGGGGUAGCACCCAGCUCCGGCGGAGAACCGCCCUCCCGAGCGGCAGCCGCCGCCUCCCGGGGAGUCCCCGAUUCUUCACGGAGGGCAAAAACCUCCCGAGGGGGCGGCGGGGAGGAGCGGGACGAGCCCCCGGUGCGGCGGUCUCCCGGCGGUUCCCCCCCGUCCCCCCUCCGCCGCCGCAGUGGUACGUCCCGGCGGGGCGGGGCGGCGCGUGCGCAGCGCGGGGCGGCGGCGGCGGCCGGACGUUGGGAGCGCGGAGGUGGAGGACGGGCCGAGGCUGGGGCUGAGGAGAGCGGGGCGGGGGCAGCGCCUCGGGGCCGGGCCGCGGCCCUGUCACGGCGAGGCGGCGGGCCCGCCCCCGGCCCUGAGGUGAAGGCCUCGGUGGCCGCCCUCCCCGCCGGCCAGGCCGGGUUCCCCCAGCACCGCUGUCCCCAACGGGAGCCUGCGGGGCCUCCCCGGGGCGGCAGUGCCCGGGUUCUCUCCGUUAGCCAUUUGUUAAAGGGGGUGUUUACAGCGGCUCCGGCCCCGCAGAGGUUCUUUAUGCUCUUCCAGGAGAUCGCUGCCUUUACUAAAAGCUUCCUCCGUGCCUUCGGCCUUUUCGGAGGAAAUUCCAGCUGCUGUGUUCUUACACUGUUAAUUUUGUUAAGCCUUUGUCAACCUUUUUUUUCCCUUGUUGUUUUUUUUUCCCCUUUUCUUACAGAUUAUAGUACCUAUAGCCAAGCUGCAGCUCAGCAGGGCUACAGCGCGUACGCACCUCAGCCAGCUCAAGGAUAUGCACAGACCACCCAGACGUACGGGCAGAGUUACGGAACCUACGGGCAGCCCACCGACGUCAGCUACACCCAGCCCCAGACGACCGCCACGUACGGGCAGACUGCGUACGCCACGUCCUACGGGCAGCCUCCCACCGGUUAUUCUGCCCCGACUGCCCCCCCGGCCUACAGUCAGCCCGUCCAAGGGUACGGCACGGCCGCCUACGAUACCAACACCGCCACGGUUACCACCACCCAGGCUUCCUACCCAGCGCCCUCCGCUUACGGCACCCAGCCCGCCUACCCGGCCUACGGCCAGCAGCCACCAGCCUCCGCCCCCCCGAGACCCCAGGAUGGCAGCAAACCAGCAGAGACCAGCCAGCCUCAGUCCAGCACGACAGGCUACAGCCAGCCCAGCCUGGGCUACGGCCAGAGCAACUACAGUUACCCUCAGGUGCCUGCCAGCUACCCCCUGCAGCCGGUCACCGCGCCUCCCUCCUACCCACCCACCAGCUACUCCUCCACGCAGCCAAGCAGUUACGAUCAGAGCACUUACUCCCAGCAGAGCACCUACGGGCAACAGAGCACCUACGGGCAGCAGACCAGCUAUGGCCAGCAAAGCAGUUAUGGGCAGCAGCCCCCCCCGACCAGUUACCCACCCCCGACGGCGUCCUACAGCCAGGCCCCGAGCCAGUACAGCCAGCAGAGCAGCAGCUACGGCCAGCAGAGCUCAUUCCGUCAGGACCAUCCGAGCAGCAUGAACGUGUACGGACAGGAAUCUGGAGGCUUUUCAGGCCCAGGAGAGAACCGGAAUCUGAGCGGCCCCGAUAACCGGGGCAGGGGAAGAGGGGGAUAUGAUCGUGGAGGCAUGAGCAGAGGUGGGCGGGGAGGAGGACGCGGUGGAAUGGGCAGCGCUGGAGAGCGAGGUGGCUUCAAUAAGCCUGGUGGACACAUGGAAGAAGGACCGGACCUUGAUUUAGGCCCACCCAUGGACCCGGACGAGGACUCGGACAACAGUUCAGUUUAUGUGCAGGGACUCAAUGAUAAUGUCACCCUGGAGGAGCUGGCAGAUUUCUUCAAACAGUGUGGUGUGGUCAAGAUGAACAAGAGGACGGGGCAGCCCAUGAUCAACCUCUACAUUGACAAAGAAACCGGCAAACCCAAAGGAGACGCCACCGUGUCGUACGAUGACCCGUCCACCGCCAAAACGGCCGUCGAGUGGUUUGAUGGGAAGGAUUUCCAGGGGAACAAGCUCAAAGUGAGCCUGGCGCGGAAGAAGGGCCCCAUGAACAGCCUGCGGGGCGGGAUGCCCCCCCGGGAGCAGCGGGGGAUGCCCCCCCCUCUCCGUGGAGGUCCAGGGGGACCCGGUGGCCCGGGGGGGCCGGGUGGCCCCAGCGGCCCCAUGGGGCGGAUGGGGGGCAGAGGUGGAGAGAGGGGUGGCUUCUCCUCCAGAGGACCCCGGGGGUCCAGGGAAACCCCUCCGGAGGGAGCGUCCAGCACCGAGCUGGGGACUGGCAGUGUCCCAACCCGGGAUGUGGAAACCAGAACUUUGCCUGGAGAACGGAGUGUAACCAGUGCAAGGCUCCCAAACCAGAAGGGUUUCUCCCCCCGCCUUUCCCCCCUCCAGGAGGAGAGCGUGGUAGAGGAGGCCCCGGGGGGAUGAGAGGAGGGCGAGGAGGUGGCCUCAUGGACCGCGGGGGACCCGGUGGCAUGUUCAGAGGUGGCCGAGGUGGAGACAGAGGGGGAUUCAGAGGAGGCCGGGGAAUGGAUCGAGGUGGCUACGGAGGAGGCGGCCGGC
Messenger RNA from Calidris pugnax (ruff), 2658 nucleotides. RefSeq names its product EWS RNA binding protein 1 (gene EWSR1). Lineage: Eukaryota; Metazoa; Chordata; Aves; Charadriiformes; Scolopacidae. The record is from RefSeq and is a predicted model, not a curated record. Gene Ontology annotation, cellular component: nucleus. Gene Ontology annotation, biological process: regulation of DNA-templated transcription. Gene Ontology annotation, molecular function: transcription coregulator activity; RNA binding.